Cetraspora pellucida is the source of this 333-nucleotide messenger RNA. The record is from the annotation of a GenBank genome assembly. NCBI's taxonomy places the organism in Eukaryota, Fungi, Glomeromycota, Glomeromycetes, Diversisporales, Gigasporaceae.
AUGACUAAAGGAGCAACGCAAGGAAUCAGAGUUGUUGUUGAUAAUUGGCUUUAUUCUAGCGAUAAGGUUUAUGAACAAGCCAUUCGAAAAGAGCUUGACAAUCUUUGUCCGAAUAGAAUGGAACGAUACAAUAAAGUCUCCAAAUGGGAAGCUUUAUAUUCAACUAUGUUAAUUCGAGAUAAUACAUCUUGUAGUAAGCUUGAGUGUGAACUAUAUGAAAAGAUUUAUAAACGACAUUCAGGUUUAGCUAAGCAUAAAAAACUAAUUCAAGAUGCUAAUACUAUAAGGCUAACGAUUUAUGAGUUGCCUGAAAGAGCAAUUGAAGAGACAUGA